AUGCUCCUCCAAAGUCUAUGGAAUCUUAUGGCCUUUGAGCACAUACACCCGAACGAAGGCGAUCCUGCAGAUACGGCCCUUCGUCUCAGCGUGGCAAGAUUUACGCGAAACAUUGUCGCAGGCGUACCCAACAACCAAGACCGUGUAUUUGAGAACGAGAGCCUGAUUCGCUCGCUGCUCUAUCGUUACACAUCGUACUCCGCCGUUCAAGACCCUGCAACCUAUCCGACUACAAGGAUGCUCGUGCAGACUUUGUCAAACCUCGUGACAGGGAACGAUCCAUUGAUAGCGAAGCUAUGGAAACUAUACCUGACACUGCCUGAAGAGCAGCUUGUCCUGCUACGCGAAGACGUAUCCUCGACACUUGUCCUCAUACUCAAUUGUGUUCACUCACACAAUGAGCGAAUGGAAAUGCUGGGCGAUGCCAUCGUUCACAGAUUUGAACUGUUCACUCAGAUCAUCGAAGCCGGGCUCGUUCCAGCAUUAUACAAGGCUAUCUCCAUAACCCAUCACUCCCCCACAAACACGCUCCUAAAGCUCCUUGAUUCGUACCUACACAAGUCAUCUCAAGGAUUGCCAGCGAAGGCGCGCAACGACGCACUGCGAACAACUGAACGUAGUGAGCCCGAGAAUGGCGUUGGCGUUGAGAGCACGCCCUCGCCGCUGAAAGAGCUCGAUCUGCUCCUGCCGAAAGUCUCGGAAGCUCUCGUCCUCGUGUCGCAGUGCCUGACGACGCUCGCUCUCGCGUCUUCAACCGCACAUCUCAUCUCGCUCACAGAGACCCUGCGCCUCCUGGACCUCUUUCUGCCCCGCAUCACGUUCGGAAAGGUUGUUGAGAGGCCUUCGCCACCGGGCAUGCGUCCACCGCCCGCGGACACAGUCUCGAGCACUCAGUCAGGUGUGGAAGGCUUCAGCUACGUGAAGCGCGACCUGGUACGGCUACUCGGUAUCAUCGCUCUUGACGACAACCCAGUGCAGGACAGGGUCCGCGAGUGUGGCGGUAUCCCUGUAGUAAUGAAUCUUUGUGUGAUCGACGACCGGAAUCCUUGUGAACAUAAAGAGCACGCCAUAUUGGCCUUGCGCAACCUCCUUCAUGGGAACAAAGCUAAUCAGGAUGCUGUGAGGGAGAUCCAGCCUGUAGCGCGGUGGGACGAGAGGGGCGUGCUGCAAAGCCUGUCUAGGUACACGAAGUAG
This is a messenger RNA of Fomitopsis serialis, 1194 nucleotides long. RefSeq names its product spinocerebellar ataxia type 10 protein domain-containing protein. The transcript has 10 exons. The record is from RefSeq and is a predicted model, not a curated record. The coding region runs from base 1 to 1194 and encodes 397 amino acids. NCBI's taxonomy places the organism in Eukaryota, Fungi, Basidiomycota, Agaricomycetes, Polyporales, Fomitopsidaceae. Gene Ontology annotation, cellular component: cytosol.